AUGCUUCGCACCCGCUCAGCUCGGAGCGUUCUGGGCAGCGAGCCCACGAGCUUCCAGCUGCCACCACGGUAUCAGUUCCAGAAGCUGCUGGGCAGUGGCAGCUAUGGGGUUGUCGCCUCCUUCCGCGAUGUCACGAGAGGAAAGGAAGUGGCAGUGAAACGAGUGCGAAGGGUGUUCGACAAUUUCCUCAUGUUGCGGCGCACGCUGAGGGAGAUCAAGUUGAUGCGACACUUCUGCCAUCCGAACCUCUUGCAGCUUCACGAUGUCCUACUGGUCGAGUCAGGCGGCGAGCUGUAUAUCUCCAUGGAGUUGAUGGACUGCGAUCUGGACAGGCUCGUGAGAGGCCGCGGCGCCCCUCUCGAGGAGUCCGUGGCCAAGCGCUUCUGUGCGCAGAUCCUGCUUGGCCUCCUUCAUCUCCAUCUCGGACACGUGAUCCACCGGGAUCUAAAGCCGGCGAACAUCUUCGUCCGCCUCAAAGAGUUGGAAGUCAAGAUCGGGGAUCUGGGUCUCAGCCGAGGAAUCGCUGUAGACUUCUCGGGGGAGGCUCUCCACCCUCUGGAAGAACAUCUCACCGAGUACGUGGUCACCCGCUGGUAUCGUGCGCCAGAAGUGCUGCUGGCAAGAUCCAAGUAUGGGCCGAAAGUUGAUGUUUGGUCCGUCGGCUGCAUUCUCUACGAGAUGUGGACGGCCAAGGCUCUCUUCCCUGGCAAGAACAGCGUGGAUCAGUUGACCAAGGUCAUGGGCGUCUUGGGGACACCGACUGAGCAGGAUCAGUGGUGGGUUCCGAAGGAGUCCAGGUCCCUGUUGUCUCGAGCCCUGGCUCCCACGGCUCGGCCUCGGGGAGUUGGCCCGGCGAAGAUGCCUGGCAUCCCAGCAGAGACCGGUGAAGACUUUCUCCACAAGCUAUUGUGCUUUGACCCUUCGCGACGGCUGUCUGUUGAAAACGCGUUGCAACACCCUUACUUGGGCGGUUGUACCCAAGAAGCAGAACUCAACAUGGUGAAGGUGGUGGAGCCGCCGGAUGUCAGCUACGAUCAGCAGUUCGAUGGGCUCAGCAAGGGUGGGGAAGCAUCCGCUCUCUCACGGCUGACGCAGAUGCUGCGCAAGGAGGCAAACUAUGCGCGAGUGGCUCGCAAGUCUCCGCGCUCCAUCAGCCGGGAGCCUUCCUCUGCUCGUCUGCGAUACGGGCAGAAAGCCGAUGAUGUCCGGCCAAGCAUGGCCACACUCGGGGCCUGCAAUGGACCAGGUGCUUCAAAGAUCGGAGGGACUUCCGGUAGCCAAGGCAGGGCGAGGCAUGUCGCCCAGAAGGCUUCCAUGUCAGAUCGGCGUCGACCGAGCACUGGCGGUUACAUCGCAACACAGAAGGCCAGGGUCGAAGCACCUAGCAGUGUGGAACCCGUUCAACCCGUCGCUGCGGAUGUUCUGGAGCUUCUAGACCAUCCUUCAGCCCCAGCUGCUUCAUCGGCAGCCACAUCAUCCAUCAACCCGAACAACGCAAGGCUUCAGCGCCGUGCAACAGUGCCUGCAGCAGCGAUUCCUUGCGCUGCGGGGCUCAGGAGCCGUGCUGCAUGGAAAAAAGCCAUCGCUGCAGCGCAGACAGCCAGAGCGGUGGUGGAAGGUGGUGAGGCAUCGACACCAAGAUCGAAAGGCAGCAGCGAGCGUCAGGACAGCGCCCAGAAGACGGUCUGCCCUUUCUCUCGGAAAGACCUGCAGCGUGAGAGCGCUGUCACAGUCGAGGCCAGCAAGCUCAAGCCUAAGUCGGUCCCAGGCGAAGCGCAGGAAGCCAGGAUUGCGGAGGAGCUGCAGCAGCUUCAGGAUCUGCAGGAUCAGCAAGAAAGGAGGCUGACUCAUGUACUGGGGAAGUCCCAGCAACUUUCUGCUGGAUUGGAGGCAGAACAGAGGGGCGAAAGUACGGAGGAGGCGAAGCCGAGGAAGGUGAAGGAUCCGAAGGCCCAGGUGGUCCAGGAAUGCAGGGAUGCCGCUGACUCGCCCUCUCGUGGUUUGCGGGCCGCAGCUGCCUUUGCCAGCGACCGGGCGGCACCCAACCUGGAGCCAAGCCUCUGGGAUCAACUUCUCCAGGAGGCCGAGGAGGCCCAGCAAGGGGCCCAAGGCGCCCAAAAGGCCCAAGAGGCACCGAAAAUCACGGCGGCGAAGCGCCGCUCCUCCCCGAGAAGAAAAGGCCAGCAGCCGCAGCAAAGCGCCCAGUCACAGCGGACCCCAAGGUCGCAAAGCGAAGUCGAUGCGACGAUGCCGCGACGGCGCUCGGCCGUCAUUGAGCGGCGCUCCGUCUGCCAUCGUUCGGCUUCACGGGAUACGAGCCGAAACUCUCUGCAAAAGGCCAGUCCGAGGAGUGAGAAAGCGAAAGGCCCAGGUGUCCGGCCGAAGACCGACAGUCAGAUGGAGACUCUGCAGCCGGUGGCCGAUGGGGAGCCGAGCAGGCCCCAACUUCAGGAGACGCCGCCGGAACAGACCCAGACGCGGCAUCUGAAGCUUGGCUGGGCCUCCUCGGACUCACCCGUGAUCGAGCAAGGCGGAGAGAGACAUGCCGGCCGGAUCGCAGCAAGUGCUCCAGGUCCAAAGAACGACACUGGCCCCUUGCGCCCUAGCGGUGCGGCGGCAACCGAUGCGGAGAAGAAAGUCCAGCCUACUCCCCCGGCAGCGAUCGCGGAGUGUGAGACUGCGCUGAGCGAUAGCCCUCUCCACAGGAGCGUCUGCGAGAUGCCAUCGCUGCGGCCGAAGCCCAGCGCGCAGAGUCAGAGGCGCCUUUCCGGUUUCAGCUGGCCCCGCUGCGCCAUCGGCCCCGUCAAGGCUCUGCAGACGAUUUGCUUACAGAGGAGGGGUGCCUUGCUGCGGCUGAAGGAUUCCUUGAAGAAGGUCGAUCCCGAACCCUCCUUGGCACGCCUUUCCGUGGCGCGAGAAGCCUCUGCGACUUUGCGGAAGCAGCUGCAAAGUGGGGACAGAGCCAGACCUGAAGGAGUUGAAGGGCAGAGCGUCGCUACGACCGGCGAGGUCGCGGGCGGUUCUCUGAAUUGCAAAGAAGCCGCGGAAGGAGAUGCGCAAGGCUCACGGGAAGCGCCUGAGCCGGAGCUCUGCAGCAGCCCAGUGCAGCGGACGGCAGCCGCAUGGAGGGUCGAGGCUUCGAGGCUCAGCCUUGCCCUGACUGAACGGCGCCGACUCAACGAGUGUCUCAAGCUCGAGGUGCAGACCUUGGAGAGUGCCUUCCAGUCCUUGAUCCAGCUCGGUGACCACCAAGUGGCGGACCUCUCCUGUGUUCAGGAGCGGAAUGCAACGCUGUCGCAAGAGCACGAGCAGUCGAGCCUGGAGUGCCGCGAGCAUCACCGGGAUUACUGGCAAGAGCAGGCACCUUAUCAGGGGUCAGACAUGGACGACGUGGACGGCUUGCAGCUGCGGGCGGCUGGCCUCCACAAGGAGCUGAGCAAAUUGGAGGCAAAGCUCCUGGAUGCCCGAAGUGCUGCCGACAGUGCGGCCCAGGACGCCUUGGGUGCCGCACGUGGCGUUCUCGACAAGAGCAUCGAGGCUGCGUUGCAGUCGCCCAGUGAGGGAUCCCCUCCAGUCAUGGCCACUGGCAAGGAGGCCUAUGAGCAGGCUCAGCUGCCCCAGCCUGCCUUUGACGAGCCAGAGGGCGAGUUAGCCGCGGGCGAUGCAGAGGACGCCACGAGCGACCUGGGGAGCUUCGAUGAGCUGCCGGAAGCAGCAGCAGAGGAAGUGGAGGAAGCGGACGUGGGGAGCGAUGGCAUCCGAGAUGUGCAUGGCUAUGGCACCGGCAAGGAGGUGUCGGCGGACUCUGGUGCUUCGGUGCCGGGUUCGUCCCCAGCAGAGCAAGCUGGUAAAGCGGCAAUCUGUGAGCAAGCACAGCCCGCAACGUCGGACAAGGAACGGGCCUUGGACAUCGGCAAUGCCAUUAAGAGCAUGUCGAGGCACAUCGAACGGUUUGAACGUGCCAGCAGAACAGCCCGAAUCGCACCUCCUCCGUCAAGCCCCGAUGCAGCUGUCCUCUCUGGUGUGGCAACUGCAGGCUCCCUUCGGCAGACGGCUGCAGGGUCGGACCCCGCAAGGAUUCUGGAGGAGACGGUGAAAGAAAAUCGUACCCUCCAGCUUCAAAUCGAACAUUGCCGAGAGAGGUUGCGGCAGAGGUUUCUGCAGCAGGAGAUUGCGCAGCACCGACUGAAGGCUCAGCUCCAAAGUGCUCGGCCGACGCAGGGCCGCCACGCGCCAACCGCCGUGCCUCGGGGGAUCGCUGGCACUGGGCCGAAGCAGUUCGCCUGA
Symbiodinium sp. CCMP2592 is the source of this 4287-nucleotide messenger RNA. The record is from the annotation of a GenBank genome assembly. NCBI's taxonomy places the organism in Eukaryota, Dinophyceae, Suessiales, Symbiodiniaceae.